AUGAACAUCACUAUCACUAAUGGUCUGCCGUGUCAAUAUGUCAGAAACCCAGGCUUCCAGCAUUUCUCAAUAUAUAAUCAAGGGUUUAAGUUUUCUGGGAGAUGUAUUCAUGGGGGCAUCUGGGGGAGGCACAUAGGUGUAGGUGUCCCCUCUCCAGUCCCCUUGUGCUGCCUCAUAUUAAGGAGCCCUGCCUUGUGCUUGCUGAUGGGUUUAUUAAUAUAUGCUAUGUACAGGUUAUUUGUAAUACAAGGUACUAAUGGAGUUUUUUUCCUAGGUGGAAGCGCAGCGAAGAAACUCUGUGUGGAUAUCAGCAGACCUGUCCCCCUGGAUAUUAAGAACUACAGGUUUUAUUCAGAGCUGGGAAAAGGAGGCUUUGGCCGGGUGAUGUUGGCUUCGUUUACACCGAAGAAGCAACUGGUAGCAGUAAAGAUCAUGCAGAAAAGUCCAGACAAGAACAACUUCAACAUCAUGAUGAAGGAGGCCCGAGUGCUGUCGGUCGCUAGAGGAAGCACAUUUUUAUGUCAUUCCUACGCAGCUUUUCAAUCAGAGCUGGAAUCCUUCUUCGUCCUGGAGUAUGCCAGCGGGAAAUCUUUAAUGCAAAUGAUUCUUCGCAAAGGAAAUCUGCCAAUGGCAAGAAUCAUGUUCUACACAGCGGAGAUGGUGGUUGCUCUCCAGUUCCUGCACUCUAAGGGCAUCAUUCAUCGUGACCUGAAACCUGACAACGUGUUGGUGGACAGAUACGGCCAUAUCAAGAUCUGUGACUUUGGCCUCGCCGCAGAGAACAUCUUUCGACCAGACAAGAACCAACGGAGUAAUAGGAACCCCUGGAUACCGCGCACCAGAGGCAGUAUUUUAAGGCAAUUCUUUGCAAUAAAGAAGAAUACGCCGUAUUACCCAUAUUAUAUGAGCAAGGAAAUGCUGGACCUCCUGCCAAAGCUUUUGGAGAUGGAUGAGAAUCAGCGGAUCGGUGUCAACGGAAACAUCAGGGAGCACGCUUUCUACAGCACAGUGAAGUGGGAAGAGCUGGAGAACCGGGAGAGUGAAGACCCCUUUCCAGCCAGGAAUGGGAAGGAAGGGCGGGUUGUUAUCACUCAGCAGCCGCUGAGCUCCCUAAUGCUACGUUUUCUCAGACCCCAGCCUUCACAAAAGACUGUGUACAACACAGGAGGGUUAGAUCUGCAUAUAGCCAAGAACAAUCACACAAUAUACGACUGUCAAGAGGGACUGUCCCUCUAA
Molecule: messenger RNA, 1236 nt
Organism: Xenopus laevis (African clawed frog)
Lineage: Eukaryota; Metazoa; Chordata; Amphibia; Anura; Pipidae
Product: protein kinase C delta type-like
Exons: 9
Coding region: 1-1236 (411 amino acids)
Source: RefSeq, a predicted model, not a curated record